Penicillium hordei is the source of this 594-nucleotide messenger RNA. RefSeq lists its product as uncharacterized. The transcript has 3 exons. The coding region runs from base 1 to 594 and encodes 197 amino acids. The record is from RefSeq and is a predicted model, not a curated record. NCBI's taxonomy places the organism in Eukaryota, Fungi, Ascomycota, Eurotiomycetes, Eurotiales, Aspergillaceae.
AUGGCCUGUGCCCAUAACUGCAUGAUCCGGGGCUUAAACAGCAUCUACCUCCAAGCGGAGUAUGUCAAGAAACUUCAAGACAUUAAAGAUUUUCUGUUUUUCGUCAAGUCCUGGGUAGACUGGGUGUCCGACCAUCAUAUCCUCGAAGAAAAACAGAUGUUUCCCGGCUUCGAGAAAGUCAUUGAGUAUGGCAGUCAGUCUAGCCGUGUAAAUUACGAUGCUGCGACGAUCCGUAGAACUAUUGAGGAAAUGGCCCCCAGUUUCCACCGCCAUCUAAGCGACGAAAUCAACAGUCUCCUCUCAAUGCAGCCUUAUAAUGGAGCAGCAUUGUUGAAGGUGUACAAAUAUUGUGUAGCAGAAGCAACCAAGAAAGACAAGCAAGUGGUCCCUCCUAUGGUACUUGGCCUGCGGGACGUCACUUUCGAGGGAGGAAACAAGUGGCCUUCACUGCCCCCCAUGGCUGCAUGGGUGAUAUCUUAUUUUCUGGCCUGCCGGCAUUCUGGCUCAUGGCGCUUCCUUCCAUGUGACAGCUGGGGGAAGCCUCGCGCAUUGGCAUUUGGACCUGGGGGUGACAACGAAGCAACAAUGGACUAA